Molecule: messenger RNA, 2101 nt
Organism: Colletotrichum destructivum
Lineage: Eukaryota; Fungi; Ascomycota; Sordariomycetes; Glomerellales; Glomerellaceae
Product: Putative basic-leucine zipper domain-containing protein
Exons: 3
Coding region: 176-1393 (405 amino acids)
Biological process (GO): regulation of DNA-templated transcription
Cellular component (GO): RNA polymerase II transcription regulator complex
Molecular function (GO): transcription cis-regulatory region binding; DNA-binding transcription activator activity, RNA polymerase II-specific
Source: RefSeq, a predicted model, not a curated record
AGCGGGCGGCUGUCUCCAAUUCCACCCCUGCCCGCACCACCACCACCAACCCAUUAGCGUACAAGCUCUUCACCAAGCCCAAAUAGGCGGCGGCGGCGGCGAUUCUUCUCGUGCUCUUCGCUUUCCUUCCCCAUCGCGCAACUUUGACCACCACCAGGGGACCAGGAACAGGAGGAUGGACAGGCGGUCGCGCCAUGCACCUAAGCAGCCCGGGAAGUGCGCUAUCUGGGGUCCAAUCCGACAGGUGGCCUGCUGGCUUGCUGCGUUACCGGCGUGUUGCAUUCGUCGUCCUCAAAGGAGUCUGCCAGAAACGUUGCUUACCUACGUACUUACGAACCACACGCAGGGCCCGGCUUUUGCACAUGCGUGCGUGUGGGUACCGCCCUGCUGCUGCUUCCUCAACCCUUCGCAUAGACUACGUACCGAUACCUUGUCUUGGGGAGGGGGGGCAUGCCUUCGUGGUGCUUCUUCCACUCCGAGCACCUUAUAUAAUUCCUCUCGGCCCGGUUGCAAAUCCUUAUGGCGUAGCUUAGAUCGCCUUACACAUCACUCUUCAGACACAGAUCCAGACCACGCGUUGCCCUCCCUUGCUUCUGUAUAUAUCGUCCCAACCCUCAUCUUGACUUCCAAUCUCUCGCAACUCGCGUCAACAUCAAAGCUGGCCUGCUCGUACACUAGCCACCUCUCUCAACCUACUAUCCCCAUUGUUGGCCCCUCCGGCACCCAAUUGCUACACAUGGAUCACUCGCUGCCGCUCAACAUGUACGACGACGUGGAUGCCUUCUUGGACAUGGACGCGCCCUAUAUCUAUGAUGAGCCUGAACAAUAUCUGGACACAGCCAGCUCAUCUGAGUCUACGAGUCCCAUCAUGUCAAGCUUUGAUACGACCUUUGUGAAUGACUUCAAUGGCGUGGACCAGAGCAUGUAUCCCAGCCCCAUGAGCUCAAAUCGCGACACAGCAUCACCGCAACCAACUUCGGACGAUAAGGCGACUACCGCCAAAGCACCCGCCAAGAGGAAGCGCGAGAACCGCUAUAAGAAUGCCCCGCCAUCAGUCCUUUCGCGACGUCGGGCACAAAACAGGGCCUCGCAACGCGCUUAUCGCGAGCGCAAAGACCAGCGUAUCAAGGACCUCGAGGUCAUGCUUUCCGAGCAGAAGCAGAAGAACGAUUCCCUCGGUCAAGCCUACUCGUCCCUUCAUGCCGAGUACCUCAAGCUCCGGGGCUUGCAGUCGAGGACGCAACAGGUUCCGCGGCAACAUACUGCACCACCAAUGUCCUACGACGCAACCGCCGCCGCCGCUGCUCACAUGGUCAUGCCCACGCAUACAGGGACAAUGGAUUUUGCCGACAACAUGUAUAUGUUUCAAGAUAUGCAGAGUUAUACCCUUUGAGCGGGGUAUAUAUCUGACUGUGGCUGGGAGAGUCAUGGACACGUACGGCAAGGAAACAUAGGCAAAAGCUGACUCUCUGUUGAUUUUUCUGGCGAGAUGAGUCUUGCUGCUUUGUCUUACCGGGGUCUUGGAAAGGAGAAACGGGAUUACGACGGUCACGCAAACAAACGAACGGAAAACGACCGAUUGGUUCUACGGACAUGGGGGCUCGACUGAUUUUGAUGCUCUGGUUCUUUGGGUUUGGUUCCUUCUGUUUCUGGGUCCCGGCGUGCUUGAUUCCUUUGGCUGGCUCUGUUACUAGAUGGCGAGGUAUCAGCUGGCAGGCAUUGGGCCCUUGUUGUUGUCAUGGCGUUUCUUUGGGUGUGGAGUUCUUUUGUUUUGUUUCUUUGAAUUGAAGUUUAUCCUCAAGAGAAGCUCGCUGCUGUCAACUGCGCGAAGGUGGGGGGUUGGCUGACCUUGACAAUCGUGCGCACAUACUCGAGGAUGUACAAGAUGGAAAAGGCUUAAGGGAGAUAGUCGAGAAAGAAAGCAUGAAUAACAAACACGUGAGAAUCCUAUCUUCACAAGCACUGCCAAUCCAAAGAACCUCGAGGGGCUUCUUGUCUGCCAGGGCCACCUUGGUGGAGGACGACCCCGCAACUCGAUGACAGGAUCUCGGUCUGAGUAACCGAAGAGAAGACCACCAGGGAAUCUGGGGCUUGGCCUCUG